Messenger RNA from Schistosoma margrebowiei, 3985 nucleotides. NCBI's taxonomy places the organism in Eukaryota, Metazoa, Platyhelminthes, Trematoda, Strigeidida, Schistosomatidae. The record is from the annotation of a GenBank genome assembly.
AGCGGUCAAUAGCGCAGUAAACGAAAGUUAAUUAUGAUUACGUGGUUUUGUGUUCAGGUCUAAUAAACUCUCCCUGAUGUUAGGUAAAGGUGAUUCACCAAUCAAAAAUCACAUCAAUUCAACAAGCAUCUCAGCUUACGAUGGUAAAAACGAAUGGAAGUGCGGUGGAAACACUAAACUAUUGCACAUCAGCAAUGACCUUAAAACUAUAAGAGAAAGGAAAAAGAAUAAAGUCAAAGCCAAUUUGAAAGAUUCUCGCUAUAAAAUAGGUUUGAAUUUAAACCGAACUCUAUGUCGUUUCAGUGGAUCAGUGUAUUAGAGAGGCAGGAUUCACGGUAGUUGAGAAUGAUGAUAUCAAUGACGCGUAAUGUGCAUAUUAAAUGUAACAUGCAGUUAAGAUAUUUAAUAUGGAGUGACAACUUUUUGCCUUUGGAGAGGAUCAUGAAAUUGAAGCCGUAUCAACGCGCCAAUCACUUUCCUGGUAUGAUUGAAAUAUGUCGAAAGGAUCUCCUUACCAAAAAUUUCUCAAGAAUGCAGAAGGCUGAACCAGAUGAAUAUAAUUUUAUGCCAAAUACAUGGAUCCUACCACAAGAAUUUGGAUAUUUUUCAAAUUAUGCAAGAAAAUUAUAUCGACAAGGGUGUAACGCAUGUUUUAUACAAAAACCAGCUAAUGGAGCUAUGGGACAUGGAAUUCGUUUAUAUUGUAAUAUGAAUAAAAUAUCAGCAAAUGUAAAUGAUUGCAUAAUAAGUGUUAUACAAGAAUAUAUUGAAUAUCCAUUACUUAUUGAUGGAUAUAAAUGUGAUCUAAGAGUUUAUGUUUUAGUGACAUCAUGUGAUCCGUUAAAAAUUUUCAUAUAUAAUGAAGGUUUAGUAAGAUUAAGCGCUGAGAAAUAUAUUAAACCAAGUGAACCAAAUGGAGAUUCAAUUUAUCGACAAUUAACUAAUUAUACUAUCAAUAAACAUCAUACACAAUAUAAUCGUUCUAAUGAUGAUAUAUCUGGUAGUAAACGUUCAUUUUCAUUCUUUAAUCAUUAUAUACAUCAAAUGAAAAAAUCUAAUCCAUUUAUUAUUUGGGAUAAAAUUUAUGAUUUAAUUAUUAAAACAUUAAUUAUAGCAUUACCACAUCUUGUACAUUUUUAUCGUAUUUCACAACAUAAAUCAAAUCAGAAUUACAUUCAUAGUAAUAAUAAUAAUAAUAAUAAUAAUAAUAAUAAUAAUAAUAAUAAUAAUAAUAAUAAUAAUAAUAAUAAUAAUAAUAAACACAGUCUAAAACAAUCUGGAUAUUAUAAAAGUAAACAAGAUUUAACAAUGAAUACUAAACAAUUCAUAUACAAUAAAGUUAAUCAUGAUCCUAAACAAACAUCUAUGACAACAUCAACAUUAAUGAUCAAAUCUAAAGUUGAUCAAGAUCCAACAUCAUCAUCAUCAUCCUCAUCAUUGAUUUGUUCAAAUUUAUUUGAAAUAUUAGGUUUUGAUAUAUUAAUUGAUGAACAAUUAAAUCCAUGGUUAAUUGAAGUGAAUCGUUCACCAAGUUUUAAUACAGAUCAACAAUUAGAUCAACAAAUUAAGUAUAAUUUAUUAACAGAUACAAUUCGUUUAUUAAAUAUUAAACCAUCAGAUAAAUCUCGUGUGGAAAAACAACAAAAAUUAACUACAAGAAAACGUUUAUAUAGUAGUCACUCUGUACAAACACGAAAUUGGAUGUAUAAAUCAAAUUCCAAUAUUCAAAAUGAUAAGAUUCAUAAAUAUUUCGACAAUAAUCGAUUGUCUACCAAAAAACAUGUAAACCAUGAAUUGUUUCGUCGUGACAAUGUCCAUUUAAAAACAAAUUACCAAUCACCUUUUGCAAAUCAUUCAGAUAUUGACUAUUUAAAACUGAUCAAUGAUCAAGAUCAAUUGGAGGAUAGAAAGCUUAGUUGGAAAAUUGAUCGUUUAAAACAACAAUUAUCUAAAAUACGUCAACAAUUAUCACUUGAAUUCUAUGAACAUCAUAAUUGUGGUAAUUGGCAUCGAAUAUUUCCAUCUGAUAAUUCAACAUUACAAACAAAAUAUGCAUCAUUAAUUAUGACAAGUUUUAAACAAUUUUUAUAUUCUAAUCAUAAUGAUAUAUUGAAUGAAAUAAAAACUACUUAUUUAAAUCCAAUAACUGAAGAUGAUAUUUAUGAUGAAUUGUCAAAAUUAAUAAAAAAGGAAUCAAAAUCGAAGCCUGGAAUAAAUGUUGAACAGUAUUUGACUGCAGUAUGGUCACAUUGUGUAGAUAACCGUGACACAAGUGAUAACAAUGAUUCUGAUGAUGAUAUAGAUUACGAUGGUAGCUUUGUUCAUACCAAUCAAAAUUCUACAAACCGAAUUCAUUUACCAAAUAAUUAUUUUAUUAAAUCAUCAAUGGAUAGAAAAAUGAAAAGUAUGUCAACAUUACCACCAUCAAAUCAUGUAUCUUUUAAUGAUGCUAAUUUAAAAGUAAACUCAACCCCAGUAUCUCCAUGUAAAUUCUUAUUAAAUGAAAAUUGUAAUGUAACGAAACAGAUGACAGAUAAGCUAUCACUUGGCAAGAAAUGCAAAUCAUUAGACAUUGAACGAAAUUUAAAACAUGCAAAUAAACGAAUACAAACUACUGAUUACGAUAAUAAUACUAUCUCUCCGGUAUCGUUUCCCCGUACUAAUCAAAAUGGUGGUCAUGACAAUACUCAACUCGUUGGCGACGACCAAGGUUCAAUGUGUUAUGUUGAUUCGACGAAUAAAUAUUUGUCUUGCACUACUGGAUCGGAUGAAAAGAGAGCAAGUAAUUCAAAGUCAAUAGCAAAUAUCAAAGUAGGUAAACAUGAAAUGAAUAUUCUAUUAGAUAUUAAUGAUAAAUUUAAUAAUUUACAUAAUUUAAAAUUAUCAUCUUCUAUAAACAAUAAUGAAUAUUUAAAUAAGAUAAUUCCUACUACUACUACUAAUACUACUAAUUAUCAAUUUAUACCAAAACAAAUAUGUUUUCUACCAAUUAUUCAUUGGAAUUAUUGUACAUUAAAUGAAAUUUUACCAUUAUUAUUAAAUAAAAAAUUAAAUGAAUCAAUAAUUAUUAAAGAACAAUUAAUGAAUUAUAUAAAACAAUAUGAAAAUAUGAUAAAAAAUCAAAUGACAUUAAUGAAUUAUUAUAUAUUUAUAAAUAUGUUAACAAAUGAAUUAUCUAUUCAAAUAAUUUAUACAAAUAAAUUAGAUCAAUUUAAUUUGAAUAUAAUAGAUAAACAAAAUUUAUUAUAUUAUUAUAAUAUACAAUGUUUUAAUAAUAAAAAAAUAAUUUUAUAUAAACAUGAUGAAUUAAUACAAACAAUCAUGAAGAAUUGUUUAAAUUCAAUGAAUUUAAUGAAAAUUAAAAUUAAAUUAAAAGGUGAUUAUUUGCUCAAUGAAGAUAUCAGUAAACAAUUUGAAAACGGUUUAAUGAAUAAAUUUAUUCGUGGUUUACGAAUAACACGUUUAUUAAAUCGAAUCAAAAAUCGACUAUUAAUAAAUCAUGGUCAUUUAUUUCAAAGUAUAAUUCAAAUGAUACCUAAUGUACCAGUAAUGAAUGAAACAAUAAUGGAUAUGCCCAUGAAACAUUUAAUUACGGAACCAUUAUUAAAUGUUGAAGAAUUAUGCUGUAAACAUUUUCUUAGACUUUGUAUAGAAUCUUUUAUUUUAGAUCAUUUGAAAUAUUUAGAUGAAUUAAUCAAAACUACUGACAAUAAUGAUGAUAGUAUACAUUUCAAAAAGAUUACUUAAAACGUAUAUUUAUACAUAAACAAUAUUUUUUGUCAUAUUCUACUGUUGUCCUAUUCAAAUACAGAUACACACAUGUCACCUGUAGAUUGAGCCCCACACCUGCCAUGCAAGGGCGAGAAAACUGAUAAAUAACAGAUAAGAGCUGAGAUUGGCUCACCAAAUAAUUAAAUAUACAAAUUAUUAGCACUUUUAUACAACUGUUCUUUUGUCCCAGACAAAGAUAAGAUAUAUUCAAGAC